AUGGAGAAAAAUCCUCAACCGCAAAGCGCUUCUGGCAAGCGCCCCUACGACGAGGCCUUCGGCUGGUCCGAAGCCUCUGAGGGGAAGAAAUCCAAGACCGGCGAGGAGUCUUGUACUCGUCCGUCCUUCCCCGUCUCCUGCCAGGACGGGCAUCUCUGCGAAAACGCGGCGUUCUGGCAAGGGAAGGCCAUCAAGAACCAACAGUCGGCCAAGGCGUGGAGAGACCAGGCCAUCCAGCUCCAACAGUGUCUCAACGCCAUUUUCGCGGCACUCCAGUCCGGGCAGCUCGAAAUCGGCCAGCAGAACCAAGCGACGGCUCACCCACUUCCGCCACCCCAGUCCGAGUCCCCAGAACCAUAUGAAGAAGGGAUAUGUGGCACCUCCCCUCUGGAGCACGACGUGAAGAGGGCAAGGGAGCAGACAAGGCGGAACCAACGCACCACUGCUCGUGCUGCCUCGGGUUGUUCCGCAUCUCGCGCCGAUCCUGCUCAGGAGACCGAUCCUCAGGAGACCGAAACCUUCGACGAGUUCGCGGUCAGCUUUGAGGCAGCCCUGCAGGAGGAUGCGUGA
Rasamsonia emersonii CBS 393.64 is the source of this 570-nucleotide messenger RNA. RefSeq lists its product as uncharacterized. The record is from RefSeq and is a predicted model, not a curated record. The transcript has 2 exons. NCBI's taxonomy places the organism in Eukaryota, Fungi, Ascomycota, Eurotiomycetes, Eurotiales, Trichocomaceae. Bases 1 to 570 code for a protein of 189 amino acids.